AUGUACAGCACCACCGGGUUGGCCGUUGGAAUGGCGAUCGGCGUGCCGACAUUCGUGUUCGUCGUGGUCUUCGUGAUCUUCUGGUAUCGCCAGAAACUGAAGUACAAGGCGGACCUCAAGCAGCACAACGGGAUCGACGACUACGACGAGGUGAACGACCUCGACCUGGAUCACAUGAUCGAUACCCCGAAGGAGAGCCAUGUAAAGGACUUCUCCACGGACGAGCUAGUGGCCGACGGAGGCCAGAGGGCCGUCACCGGCGACAGCGGCGUUGACAGCGGUGUGGCAGGCAGCGGUGUUCUGAUCAAGAACGGCCGCUACUCCAUCCGCAAGGAGUCCAAGAUCAUGGGGCUGCGCAUUGUCCCAAAGAAUCAGAGAGAGCCCGCUCCGCCGAGACCUAUCCACACAGGCACAACCAGCAACAGCAACAGCAACAGCAACAGCAACAGCAACAGCAACAUAGCCACGCCGCUGGAGGACACCCACAGAGACUUGAGCACAAACUCAAACCCGAGUGGCAGCAGGGCGUACAGCGACCUUCGUGGCCACACCCCAGUCGACAACGACAACAACUACAAGGUCUACUACGAGUCCGUGAUACCCGUGUUGCCCGGUUCCGGUCUCGAGCAGAGGGCUUCUGGCUCCUUCGAUGGUCAGGACUCCGCGGUGAAUGCCCCAAACACCCCAAUGAAGGGCGGCAACUCCUUUGCCCGAAAUUCCAACCACUCCGGCACAGAAUUUUACAAGAUGCUCCAGGAGGACUCUCCUUUCUAUCCCCGGUCCCGAAUCACCUCCUUUAAUCCCGGCGAAACCCCUCUACGCAAGUCCAGCGUGCCCAACGUGGCCUCCUCCGUGAACUCGCAUGAUUUUUCAAAGACACAUCGGAGCCAGCAGCAGCAGCAGCAACAGCAGCAGCAACAGCUCUUCCACUCCCCGAGCCAAUCCUCCACGGCCGAGGUCUCCCCUUUCGACACCCCGCCAGCACGUACAAGGGUCAGUGAGAGACUCGAGAGAGAGGACAGCACCACCACGUUCGACCACCCAACCUCUAGCAGUGCACAUGAUGCGGACCAUGUGAAAGACACCGCCUCCAACCUCUUCGACCACGCGAUGGAUUCCAUAGAUCAGAGCGACGCCGAUGACACCUCCAACCACAACUCUGCCCUAGAAAGCUCCCCACUCAGAAAGAACAUGCACAGAAGAAUCAACUCUGCAGAGAGCAGAAUCAUACUCGACGGUAAGGAUACAGCGGAGGAAAACUAUAAUAUCAAGAGGAAAGAGUGGCUCGACAAGUACAGGAAGAAGUGA
Molecule: messenger RNA, 1308 nt
Organism: Pichia membranifaciens NRRL Y-2026
Lineage: Eukaryota; Fungi; Ascomycota; Pichiomycetes; Pichiales; Pichiaceae
Exons: 1
Coding region: 1-1308 (435 amino acids)
Source: RefSeq, a predicted model, not a curated record